GGGGAAGGUUCACAUUCAUGAGUGCGAAAUUUUUGCUUUUAAGAUGAGAACACGGUGAUAAACAUAAACAAAUCAUCUUUAUACGUACAAUGAAAUAGCCCACUAUGACGACUCUUCUACUUUUUCUUCUUCGUCGUCUCCACCAGCCCACCAAUAAAACUUUUUCUUCUUCUCUUAAUUUUCCAUUUUCUCUCCACUCUGAAAUAUCAAUUCUUCUUCUUUCACUCUGUUUUUCCAAUUUCAAGGUAUUCCUGGUGAAGGUUAACAUUUAAUUUACUCAUCAAGAGGCACAGUCAAUUGAUUUAGAAUCUUUGUCCCACAAAUUGACAUGAGUUGUUGCUGCUUUGGUGCCCAGAAAAAGGGUGGUGAUCUUGUUCAUCAUGAUACAAGAGAUACAAGAGGUGACUCGAUUGCAAGCACAAAGAAUUUUUCAUUUAAUGAAUUAAGAUUAGCAACCAACAACUUCCAUCAAACUAAUAAAAUAGGGCGAGGCGGUUUUGGCACAGUAUACAAGGGAACUUUGAAAAAAGGAAAAGAAAUUGCUGUGAAGACACUUGCAGCAGAAUCAAGGCAGGGUUUGCGGGAGUUUUUGACAGAAAUUGAGACAAUAUCAAAUGUCAAACAUCCAAAUCUAGUUGAGAUAAUUGGAUGCUGUGCUGACGGAAAUAACCGGAUUUUGGUCUACGAAUAUUUGGAAAAUAGAAGCCUUGAUGGAGCACUGUUUGGUUCAAGGACAAGUAUUAAGUUAGAAUGGGACAAAAGGGCUACUAUUUGCUUGGGUACCGCUCAAGGUCUUGCAUAUCUACAUGAAGAACUAGUGCCACAUAUAGUGCACAGGGACAUAAAAGCUAGUAAUAUUCUGCUUGACAAGUAUUAUACACCAAAAAUUGGAGAUUUUGGGCUUGCCAAACUUUUCCCAGAUAACGUCACUCAUAUCAGCACAAAGAUAGCAGGAACAACUGGUUAUCUGGCACCCGAAUAUGUAUUAGGCGGACAAUUAACGAUGAAGGCUGAUGUUUACAGUUAUGGGGUCCUAAUACUGGAAACAGUAAGUGGCAAGAGCAGCAGCAGCAGUAUUUGGCUAGGCGAUAAGAAGUCACUGCUUGAAUGGACCUGGCGGCUCUAUCAAGAGGAAAAGCUAUUGGAGUUGGUGGAUGAACAACUAGAUGAUUUCCCGGAAAAAGAAGUCGUCAGGUACAUCAAGACAGCUCUCUUUUGCACACAAGCAAAUGCAAACAGAAGACCAAUGAUGAGCCAGGUUAUUGAAAUGCUUUCAAGAGAUAUCCUGCUAAAUGAGAAAGAACUUACACCACCUGGUUUCUUCGAAGGUUCUGAUGAAAGCAUGCAAUCAAAAUUGAAGUUGUCUGAAUGCAAUACUAGUCAACAAAGUUCUGUACCCAUCACAAUCACUCAGGUGACCCCUAGAUAAUCAUCCUUAACGAUUGGCACUUGAAUCAUUCUUCCUGGUUCAUUGUUUGCAAGCUUAAGGUGAUUUUUGCUUGAGAUUUUCUAGGAUUGAGUUUGCAAACUUGUUUAUUUUGGAUUUUUCACAAAAAAAAAGGAUAACUUUUUUGUUGAAGAUUUCCAAAAAGUCAAAAACUAGUUUUUGGAGUUGUUGAAAUAUUUGGAAAGCUGAGUGUGAAAUCUGCAUAGAAAAAAUUAAACCAUUUUACAAAUGUAGUUCAGACACUUCUUUACAUGAAUCAAGCGUCGAGUUUGCCAACUCAAAUUUUAGAAAAAAUUUCAAACGAACGUCAUCUAAGUUUACAGAAGAUUGACAUUGCAGAAGCAUUAGUGAUAAAGGAAGAUAUUGUCAAAGUUCCUUGACAAAAUUCCAGCAAUUCAUGUGUGUUAUUUUUGCAACCACAUUUUUUUGGUCCUGUCUUUUACCUUAUUGUUUUCUCUCUGACAGGUACUAUAGGUGAUUAUGAUUGUAUUUAUUGAACCGAUAACUUACAUUAUAUAGUUUCUGAUGUUUAAAUUUUAGAAAGAGAAAUUCAAAAAUAAAUUAAUGGAUGUAAUUAUGGAGAGAUUUGUGGAGUGAAAAAAGGAAAAUAUGGGUAUUAAAUUUUGAAUUGAUGUAUAGGGGAUGAUUGGAGCAAAAGAGGGUAUUUUCGAUAUUUUAUGAAAAGGUAGAGAAAAUAA
Messenger RNA from Solanum dulcamara, 2145 nucleotides. RefSeq names its product cold-responsive protein kinase 1-like. The record is from RefSeq and is a predicted model, not a curated record. Gene Ontology annotation, molecular function: ATP binding; protein kinase activity. NCBI's taxonomy places the organism in Eukaryota, Viridiplantae, Streptophyta, Magnoliopsida, Solanales, Solanaceae. The transcript is spliced from 7 exons. Gene Ontology annotation, biological process: protein phosphorylation. The coding region runs from base 329 to 1429 and encodes 366 amino acids.